Molecule: messenger RNA, 2685 nt
Organism: Cryptosporidium ubiquitum
Lineage: Eukaryota; Apicomplexa; Conoidasida; Eucoccidiorida; Cryptosporidiidae
Exons: 1
Coding region: 1-2685 (894 amino acids)
Molecular function (GO): protein binding
Source: RefSeq, a predicted model, not a curated record
AUGUCAGACAUGGAUGAAUUGAGUGUGCAAGACUACAUAGAUAUUUGCAAGGAGGCUGGAAAUUAUAAGCAAGCAAUAUUUUGGUGUGAUUUAGCAUCCGCUCAGGAGUCAGAAGACACAAGAAAUGGCAGUUCUCUUAAUAAUAAUUUAAUGGUUGAUCUAAUAGAUUGUAAUGGCGAAGAAAUAAAGAUUCCCCAACUUAGAGGAACAAAGUCGGUCGAAUACUUACUAGAAAUGGCAGCCCUAUAUAUGUUAGAUGGAAAAGAAGUCUGUGUGGAAUCUGUUUUAAAAAGAAUUAAUCCAGAAGAUUUAGAAAAAAUGGAUUGCAGCGUGAAUAAUGAGAAUAUUUCAGGUUUUUCUGAAAACAAAACAAGGCAAUCACCAAUUGAGCUUUCUGAGGGUUUUAACCAGACCAAAUUGAUAGAUGGAGUUGAAGAAGAUAUUAGCAUGGAGAUCGAAACUAACUCCCUACUUUCCAGGAAACUUUUACUGGAGGCCCAAUAUCUAUACUCCGUACACAGAUAUGAGGAAUGUCUAUCUCUCAUAGAAUCGAGCAUUGAUCUUUCUAGUUUCGAUACAUUUAUAUCCUCCUCUAUACAUACUUUGGCAGCAGAUUCAUUUUCCUCCAUUGGGAAUAUUGAAUACGCAACUAUGUUAUAUGAAACGGCUUUGUAUGAGUCUCAUCAUGCAGUGGAAGCUUUAGAUUAUUUACUACAACUUCCAUACUCUUCUGACUCCACUAAACAAACUUUACUAACAAAUAUAAUAGGAUCUCCAAUAGGGGAAAUUGACAAGGCUUGGCUGAGGAAUUAUCUUCAUCCUUUUCAAAAUGUUGAAAAGAAUAAUUCAGAAAAUGGUACUACUGUAUUCAGAUCAGCAUCUCCAUCUCUUUCUCCUAACAGAAGAAAAGAAAAACGGCUCCUUCCAACAUCUCCAAUGAAUGUAGCAUCCAGACUUACAGUUGAUAACCCUGAUAAGAUUGCAUUCAGAAAUAAUUAUAUUGAGACUUCCGACAAUAAAAUGAUUCGUGAUGAUUUGAGAAUUUUAGAUAAUAUUGCAAUUGGGGCAAAGACUGAAUUUGGGCUUAGGCUAGCCACUAUUUAUAUAUAUAGAUUUAUUUGCCAAAGCAAUUUGGUCUGCGGUUAUAUUCUUGGGUGCAAUAUUUGGAUGCAGCUUUUCAGGAAAGAUGAAAAAGGUGAUGAAAAACACUACUACAAUUAUGGGGAUCCACUACCAACAAUUUUUAAUGAUAGUUAUAAAUCCUUUAACUAUUCAACGCCAGCACUUUGUGAGUUCAUCAACAUGUUUAGUCUAUGUAUUGUUUGUAAAUUGUACACAGAGAUUAGUAUUUGCCAAUCAUCAACCCCUAAGGAGUUAAAUGACUACCUUACCUUAUUGAAUUGCUUUAUUGUGAUUUUGGACUAUUAUGGAGGAAGCUCAGAAACUAUUAAGAAGACUUCCAAAGAUGGAAGUUUAACGUUUUCCACUAAACUAUUCAAUUCAAGACUUUUUGGAAAGAAUUCAGAUGACAUUUGUUGUGGGAUCAACUUUAAUGGUAAUAAUCUUGGGAAUGAUUUAAACUAUGGGAAUGAAAGUAAUGCAGUAACAAGUACCAAUUCUUGGUACAAGAAGCUUUUUCCUAAUAACAUCUUAGUUAGUAGCUUUUUUUUUGUAAAAGCUUCUUUCCUGUUUGUAUCUGCAAUUGGUACAGUUCACUCGCGUUCAGAAAGCUCAAUACAGACUGUUAGAAGCUUGUUGAGAACCUCCAUGUAUUUUCUAAAAAGAAGUAUCAACUUUAAUUAUAUUAUGUUACCUUCCUACUAUCUUUGGGUGAACAUUUAUUCUAUUCUUGGGCAAUGGGAUGAUGCUGUGGUCAUUUUCAGAAGAAUUAUCAGACUGUUUCCAUCAACCAAUUUGUCGGUAUCUUCAGCUACUUCUCUACUGCUUCAAAGAGUCCAACUUGAGAAAGAUCUUCGAAUUUCAGAUUUACUGAAUCAAUGUGUAGGAUGGGCUACUAAAGGACUUCAAAUUAAUAAAGACACUCCUUUCAUUCAUAAUUCUCUGGGAAUUUGUGCAUAUUAUGAAAAGAAGUAUGACAUUGCAAUUGGAUACUUCCAGAAAGCAUUUAAUUGUUUGUGUAGCCAAAAUCAAGAUGGAUCGGAGAACAUCUACACAAAUAAUGCACCUUCUACGUCCAUUUUCGAUCAAAUCUUAUUUAAAAAUCCUGGAACACCGAACUUCAACUCAUCCCUCUUUUCCUUUAAUCCUCUGCCAUUCAUCAUUUCUGUAAAUCUUGCUUUAUCAUACCUAAUGGGAGGACAUUACCAAAAUGCCAUAGACAGCUUAUCUGUAUUAUUCACCUCCAAAAAAUAUUUUCAUCAUGCCUUCUUCGAUCCCACAUUCCUUCAAUACAUUUACAUGAUUUUUGGGAUUUCUUAUCAUCUGCUUGAUAAUGCCAAAGAAGCUUGCAAUUAUUACGAGCUCUUCCUUUCUCUUCCUACUAAUGAUGAAAUACUUGAUGAACUAGAAGAGUGCCCAAACACUGACGCAAUAAAUUCCAUUAAAAUUCCGGGAAAUGAUGUCAUUCAAAUGAUUAUUUCCGGAGAACAAAACAAAUAUUUUUCAAAAGUUUUUAUCAAGAACAUUUCUGAGUUUUACCACUCCUUAAUGCAGAAUACUCAAUGA